This is a messenger RNA of Cloeon dipterum, 1347 nucleotides long. Its product is annotated as dynein axonemal assembly factor 1-like. The transcript is spliced from 9 exons. Gene Ontology annotation, molecular function: protein binding. The record is from RefSeq and is a predicted model, not a curated record. Bases 125 to 1327 code for a protein of 400 amino acids. Lineage: Eukaryota; Metazoa; Arthropoda; Insecta; Ephemeroptera; Baetidae.
GGGAAUUAAAGCUAUGACUUAAGACUUUAUAGGUUUCCAUGGAAACGUUUGGUGCAUAUUAUAUAUAUAAGACACGGGUAGAAAAUUAUACAUAGCAGUAUUUCGAUUGUUGUCAAACGGAAAAAUGAAUAAAGCCAAAGCACCUGUCUGCGCUCCAGACGGCAAGAUAACUAAAGAUUACCUUUACAAAGUAUGCAGCUAUGGCGAUGGGAUGUAUUCUGUACCACAUUUAAAUAACAUUCUUUAUUUGCACUACCAAGGUAUCAGGCAAAUUGAAAAUUUGGACGAUUACACCAACCUGAAGUGUCUUUACUUGCAAAACAAUGUGAUCAGAAAAAUAGAAAAUCUGGGAAAUCUCAAGCAGAUGACUCAGCUCUUUCUCAAUGAAAACUGCAUCGAAAAAAUUGAGAAUUUAGAGCAUUGCCAGCAGCUGGAUAAAAUUGAUCUCAGCAAAAAUAAGAUCCAGGCCGCUGAAAAUCUGAGCUGCCUGAAAAACCUGACCAGUUUGGAUUUGAGCUACAACAGCCUGGAAAAGGUCGAAGACAUUUCUCACCUUGCCGAGUGCGCUUCUCUGACACUGCUUCGACUCUCGCACAACAAAUUAGCCGAUCCUGAUAUUAUAAACGUUCUCUCGAAACUGGAGAAAAUGAGAGCUUUGUUCCUGGAUGGCAAUCCAAUUUUAGGCGUGAUUCCAAACUACAGGAAAACCGUCAUUCUGGCGUUUCCAGAAUUGUGCUACCUUGAUGGAAGACCUGUUCAAGACGAGGAGAGGAAGUUGGCUGAGGCGUGGAAUGAGGGUGGACAAAGUGCUGAAGAAGCUCUCAAGAUCGAAUGGAAGCUGCAAAAGGAGCAGGAUUUGAAAGAACUGCAUUUGAAGAUGUACGAGAGAAUGAAACAGCGAUAUCCAGAACUUUACAAAGAGACCGAAAGCGAAGACUUGAAUGACGAAGACUUUGGGCAGUCAGAAAUGAAGGAGGUAAUCCCGAUCAAAAUGCCAUGGCAGCGCACUAGGCCAACUGUUUUGAAUGACCACGCACGAAAGCUCGUCGAAGAAAUCGAGUGGAAAGAUGUGGAAGAGCAAAUUCCAGAUUUUGAGGAAAUGCCUCAAAUCGAGAAUUCAGAUGGUGAAGCGACAGUUGAACAGCCGCAGUGCAUUCUGGAGUAUAUUCAUCAGUUGGGGAAAGAGAAAACCGCCGAAGUCAAGAUUCAGGAGCAGGGCUUUGAGAAUUUGCCAGAGGAGCUGCACUAUUCGCUCGAUGAAAGAAUGGAAAUUUGGCAGAACUUCAUGACUGGCACAUCCGACGAAUCGGCAGAAGAUUGCGAAUAGAUUUUGUUUGCGUUUGAGAA